This is a messenger RNA of Fusarium subglutinans, 2019 nucleotides long. RefSeq lists its product as uncharacterized. The transcript has 5 exons. The coding region runs from base 1 to 2019 and encodes 672 amino acids. NCBI's taxonomy places the organism in Eukaryota, Fungi, Ascomycota, Sordariomycetes, Hypocreales, Nectriaceae. The record is from RefSeq and is a predicted model, not a curated record.
AUGCAAACGGCACGAAGCCUCACCUGCACCUCAGAUUCACUGUCUUUCACCCCUGCAGCUGGUCUACCUAGACAUCCCUGGCUUCUCUGGAUCCUAAGCUCUGAAUUCCAAGACGAAAUGCCCCGACGUUGGUUUUCUGACCGGCUCCAUGAUGCCUGGGGACGCAUGGCAGGUCGCCGUGGCCGGCAAAGGGACCAAAGAAGCCAAAGCCCCCAACACUAUGCGGAAAUCGUGGCUUCUCCUGACCAGAGCCUAGACAGGGCCAACCACCUCCACCUCCGUCGAGGUACCUCUCUUCCAGAUCUCCUAGCCCGCGCCGCUCUGGUUCGUAUUCCCCCACCGCUUCCUCUUGAUAGGCAGAGCCUUUGGGACACUCCAGCGCCUGCUCUUUCUCCUGUUCAGUCCCAAUCAAGCAAUGCUAUCGGGCUCGGGACUUUCCUUGGGGAGUUGGAAAGAGAAGCAUCCCGCGAGGAUCAGCAUUUUAUCCCAACGGCUAUCAUUACCGCUCGCAACACUGCGUCAAACGGUCGAGGGACUGAGGAUCAACCCUGGAUGCUUCCCGGCCAAGAUUUCUUCCCUGAAAGUCAGCCACUGGUUCCUAGCCAUCUGAGAACCGGAUUAUUUUUGAGCUCUCAGCCGAAACAUCGCACGCUUGAGCCAUGCGACUGCUGCAGCCCAAAGUUCUUGGACGGAGAUUGGCGGGCCUUGACUCUCGACCCUCUCACACAUGGCUUUACUCGUCAUGAAUCUUUGGCAUCGUCCUCGGAGCCUCGCGGCCGAGACCAUCCCGAGUCCCAAGACAAAGCCUUUGCUAUUCCCAUCAAUGUUAUUACUACUCACAGCGAUGUCUUUGCCCUUCUACUUGAGGUUCUCGUCUCCCCCAACGGACUGAUUGGCCAAGAAGACGAGCUUAACCUCCCGCUUUUGCUUGCCACAUUGUCAUAUGCUUUAGACCAAGGCAUGACCCGGGAGGCUAAAAAGCUGAAGAGAACUUUUGAUCGGUACAUCCCCUUCCGCAUGUUCCACCACAAUCCUCAUAGCAACUCACCUCGUCUGGAGUUCGAGUAUUACGAGUUCCGUUCCGAGGAAGUCUAUCGGGCCUGGCUAGUAGUCUCUCAAGAUAGUCGACUCCAUGGCUACCUCUCUCCCAGUGAGGCGAUAACUCUUUACGUCUACUUGGUGCCAAAUUGGUGUUGGUCAGGCUGCAUUCAUGACUACGACGAACAGUUCAUAGAGGACACAAACACUGCCUGGGCCGCUAUCAAAGGCGACCCUGGCAGUCGGUUUGAGCAAGUUUUUCAAAGUUUCUUCAACCGCACACGACUUGGCUUGCAUUCUUGGACGGGAAGCGAUACUCUCAGUGGUGGAGAUCAAAUCUCUGUGACUAAGACCAAGUCUCACAAAGAAGCUGUGCAAGCACCCGGCAACCAACCCCAAGUCCAACCAGACGGCGCUCUCACCCUCUAUGGCGUCCCGUUCCAGGGAACUCGGAAGGCACGGCAUCGAAACCGCCCUUCAGUAUGUGGAGGUGACUUGGAAGAAACCCUUCGGGGAUUUCAGGGGGGCCCACGCCGGGCUCUCGAUGCACUUUCCACUGGUGCGCCUGGGGGUUCGGAUCACAACCCAACUCCCGGGACCCAAGGUGUGCCCUUCACGGGUGCCCUUGGUGACAUGCACGAGAACCCACGCAGGGUUCUCGAUGCACUUUUCACUGGUGCUGGCGGGGGUUCGAAUAACAGCGGAACGCCUACAGGUGCUCUUGAGGAGGUGCAAGGGAGCCGACACCAGUCGGUUCUCGAUGCACUUUUCACUGGCGGUGCUGGGGAGAUUGUGGAUGGGUUAGUUGAAGAUGGGGGACUCACUGAUGUGCCGGAGGGUUCGGGUUACGAUCAAAUGCGUGGAGAUCAAGAUAUACCUUGUAUUGUGCCUCCUGUGGCUGUAUCUGACAUGGCCGGUAGUUCAGAGCGUGACAUUCGUCGAAUUCGCAGAGAAACGGCUGUGUUACCUCGGGUUGAUUGA